AAAUCUAAGUAUUUUUUAGAAAUCAACGAAUGCGCAUCUGAACCUUGCAAAAACAACGGCUCAUGUUUGGAUGAAAUAAAUGGAUAUGUUUGCAGAUGUACAGAUGGCUAUGAUGGAAUACAUUGUGAAAAAGAUAUAAACGAAUGUGAAUUCAGCCAGUGUGAAAACAAUGGAACAUGUGUUGACAAAAUUAACGAUUUUGCGUGUGAAUGCCCGGAUGGAGUCACUGGAACUUAUUGCGAAAACGAUAUUGAUGAAUGUGAUUCUGGAAUUCAUGAAUGUGAUAGAAUCAACGGACUCUGUGUGAAUACGAUGGGAUCCUAUUCUUGCGAGUGCUCUGGUGGAUAUGUAUUAGACGGAACCCUCUGCGUUGAGCCCAGCCCGGACUUCAUUCAAGCCGCGAACAAAAACUGAUACCAAAUUUAAGAGAUGUCGUCGAUUCUAAGAAACGUCAAUUUUAAAAUGAAGUGAAAACUAUUCAAUAUAUACUAAAGUUACCAAUGCAGUUCUCUUUAUAAACAUAGAUUUAAGAAAACACUGACAACCUUUGAGCAGAAAACAUUACAUCCUUCUAAACUUAUUAAUUGCCGGUUUCAAUUUUUUUAUCAAAUUUUACGUUAUCGUUGUUGGAUCUUCCCAUAUAAUUCUAAUAUAUACCAAUUUUGCUACGAUCAAGGUCGAACCCCAGAAAUCUCUUUGCUUUAAUUUGACUGUAUUUGCGUAUAAUUACUAGG
This is a messenger RNA of Styela clava, 734 nucleotides long. The record is from RefSeq and is a predicted model, not a curated record. Lineage: Eukaryota; Metazoa; Chordata; Ascidiacea; Stolidobranchia; Styelidae.